Molecule: messenger RNA, 3407 nt
Organism: Diospyros lotus (date-plum)
Lineage: Eukaryota; Viridiplantae; Streptophyta; Magnoliopsida; Ericales; Ebenaceae
Product: probably inactive leucine-rich repeat receptor-like protein kinase At5g06940
Exons: 2
Coding region: 376-3048 (890 amino acids)
Biological process (GO): protein phosphorylation
Molecular function (GO): protein kinase activity; ATP binding; receptor serine/threonine kinase binding
Source: RefSeq, a predicted model, not a curated record
CAAGGUGGGAAAAAUAGUAAUCUGGUACUGGUAGGUGACUAGUCAAAUCUUAAUAUAAUCAAACCUUCUUAGGAUCCCCUCUCCUCUCUCUUCAUAACCUGUCUGUUAUCUUCUCUCACGGAUUGUUGCAUGGCACAACACCAACAAAAACAACAGUUCAAAUCAAUGAAAAGUUGAAACCCAGAAACCCACGAUUCAAUUUCAUCAUUCAUCAAUGUCUGUGUGAGGAAGAAGAGGAAGAAGAUGAUGCCUAGCUUUGAGACUUGAAAGUUUAAGCUUGAAACUACUGUUGUUUGUUUGUUGUUGUCGUUGUUGUUGUUGUUGUUGCUGCUGCUGCUGUUGUUGUUGCCUUUUCGUCUCUUAGUCUGGCCUCCAAUGGCUGCCUCCACCGCAGCUUUAGUACUCUUUCUGUCUUUGACAUUCUCGUCAGUCUUCGUUCUCAGCUCCUCUGGUUUGUCUGAAUCGGAUAUUCUUCUUGCAUUCAAGGACUCCAUUGAUGACCCAUUGAACUAUCUUUCAAGCUGGUCUGGAACUCAGAGAACCCAUUACUGUAACUGGACUGGAGUGAGCUGCUCAGCUUCACUUUCAGUUUCCUCUCUGACCCUCCGUGGCCUGAAUCUCUCCGGAGAGAUUUCGUCGUCCAUUUGCGAGCUUCCCAAUCUCGCUACCCUCGACCUCGCCGGAAACCUCUUCAACAAGCCGAUUCCGCUCCAUCUCUCCGCCAGCUGUGGCUCUCUGGAAGUUUUUAAUGUCAGCAACAAUCUUAUCUGGGGAACAAUCCCGGACCAGAUUUCCCAGUUCGGCUCUCUGAAAGUUCUCGAUCUCAGCAACAACCAUGUCGAAGGGAAGAUUCCAGAAGGCAUUGGGUCGUUGAAGAAGCUCCAAGUUCUCAACUUGGCCAACAACUUGCUCUCCAGCAAUCUUCCUCUGGUUUUCGGUAACUUCACCGAGCUUUUAACGCUGGAUUUGUCUCAAAAUCCUUUCCUGGUCAGUGAGAUUCCGGCCGAUAUCGGGCGGCUGAAUAAGCUUCGAAAUCUUCGUUUACAAAACUCUGGCUUCAACGGCUCAAUCCCUGAAUCUUUUCUGGGUUUAGUUAGCUUGGAGAUUUUGGACCUUUCCCAGAACAAUCUCACCGGCCAAAUACCUCUGAAACUUGGAUUUUCUCUGGGAAAGUUGGUUUCUUUCGACGUCUCUCAGAACAAACUUUCCGGGCCCUUUCCGAGCGGGAUUUGUAAUGCCAAAGCCCUGAGAAACCUCGCUCUCCCCACGAAUUUCUUCAAUGGCGCCAUACCCGGAAACUCCAUGGAUGAAUGCUUGAGUCUCGAGAGGUUUCAGGUUCAGAACAAUGCGUUUUCCGGGGAUUUCCCAAAUGGGUUGUGGUCUUUGCCCAAGAUCAGGCUCGUCCGGGCGGAAAACAAUCAGUUCUCCGGCGAGAUACCGGAUUCAAUCUCCAUGGCCGGUCAGUUGGAGCAAGUUCAGAUCGAUAACAACAGCUUUACUGGUAAUAUUCCCCAGGGUUUUGGAAUGGUUAAGAGCUUGUAUAGGUUCUCUGCUUCUCUUAAUAACUUCCAUGGCCAAAUCCCUCCUAAUUUUUGUGAUUCCCCUGUUAUGAGCAUCAUCAAUCUGUCCCACAAUUCUCUUUCCGGCCCCAUUCCGGAGCUGAGAAAAUGCAGGAAAUUAGUCUCAUUGUCUCUGGCUGACAACAGCCUAAAGGGGGAAAUUCCCCCAUCACUUGCUGAAUUGCCAGUGCUUACUUACCUCGAUCUCUCGGACAAUAAUCUCACCGGUCCAAUCCCGCUGGAGCUUCAGAACCUGAAGCUAGCCCUCUUCAAUGUGUCCUUCAACCAGCUGUCAGGCAUCGUUCCAUCGUCCCUCAUUUCUGGCCUUCCGGCCUCCUAUCUGCAGGGAAAUCCCGGCCUUUGUGGGCCGGGGCUUCCCGAUCGGUGCAGUGAUGGCAAGCCAAGUCCUAAAAUGUCUGGGAUAUCGAAACUGGCAUGUGCCCUCAUCUCUGUAGGCUUAUCUGUUGGAAUACUGAUUCUUGCUGUUGGGUUCUAUGUGAUUCGAUUUCGAUCCUCCAAGCCAGGAUCAAAACCCCGCACUUGGCGCUCGGUCUUCUUUUACCCUCUUAGGAUCACUGAGCACGACUUGGUGACCGCCAUGGAUGAGAAGACAGCUGCUGGAAGCAGGGGAGUCUUAGGUAGAGUCCACAUUGUAGCCCUGCCAAGUGGUGAACUUGUUGCUGUGAAGAAGAUAGUUAACUUUGGAAGCCAAUCUUCCAAAGUUCUCAAGGCUGAGAUCAAGACACUGGCCAAGAUCAGGCACAAGAAUGUGGCUAAAAUUCUGGGCUUCUGCCAUUCUGACGACGCUAUAUUUCUGAUUUACGAGUACUUACAGAAGGGAAGCCUCGGGGACUUGAUCAACAGGCCGGAUUUUAGGCUGCCAUGGAGUGCUAGAUUGAGGAUUGCCAUUGGAAUUGCUCAGGGAUUAGCUUACCUUCACAAGGAUUAUGUCCCUCACAUACUGCACCGGAAUAUCAAAUCGACCAAUAUUGUUUUGGAUGCAGAUUUGGAGGCUAAACUCACAGAUUUUGCUCUUGAUCGGAUCGUGGGUGAAGCUGCAUUUCAGUCUUCGUUGGCAUCAGAACCUGGUGUGUCCUGUUAUAUGGCUCCAGAAUGCGGAUACUGUAAAAAGGCCAGCGAGCAAAUGGACACGUACAGCUUCGGCAUGGUGCUGCUGGAGCUAGUGACCGGCCGGCCGGCAGAGCGGGCAGAAUCAGAGGGAGAGCCCCUUGAUCUGGUCAAAUGGGUACGCCGGAAAAUCAACUUAUCAAACGGGGCAUUCCAGGUUCUUGACAACAAGAUAUCAAACUCCUCUCAACAAGAGAUGCUGGCAGCUCUCAACCUGGCCCUCCGCUGCACGUCCGUGAUGCCGGAGAAGCGGCCACCGAUGCCUGAAGUCGUCAGGGCGCUUCAGGUCCUCGACUCCAGAACCGGUCAUCUUCCAAACAUGGAGUAUUCUGCCUCUGAUGAGGCCUCAGUUCCAGUCUGAGAACUCUCUUAAUUUCAGUGUUGCUCUACUUGAAGCUUCUGUAAAUGCAAACUUUGAUUCCAAAUGGGUUCUUUUUGGGGUAAACCUUUUUGUUUGAGAAUGGCCUCUUUCUUGCUGGGAAGAAGGUGGGAUUGGGAAGGAUGAAGCAUAUGUUUGGAAAUGUUUUUGUUGUUUCCUUACUGUGAUCUGUUUGGGGAUUUGACAGGAAGAGAACAAAACCAAGUUUUUGCCAGUUUGUUCUGCUACAUUUUCACUGUCCAAAGUUGAAAAUACACAUGAGUUUGGUUAUGCAAUUGUAUCAGCCAUGAAAGAGGCUUUUAGCCUCAAAUUUGCAUGGAGCUUGGUGUUUGGGAAGUGGG